AUGGGGAUUUCAGUCGCCAAGGAAUUGGAGGGCGAGUGCUUGAGUCUCCUUUUGCAGGUGGGAGUUGUGCCAGGUUCGCGGCUCGAGGUGAUGGAGGAGAUGGCGGAGUUGAAGCAAUCAAUAGUCUCAACUCGCCAGAUUGAACAGUCAUCAGAGAACUGCCGAAUACACAUCGGCGACUAUGACUAUAGUGAGUGUCUCUAUGAAUCCCAGCUUGCUGUGUUGUCUGCUCUGGACUCUCUUUGGUUAAGUGGUGAUCGAGAGCUAAAUCUCUUCGAUGCCACCGCACCACCGCACCACCUCCAACCUCACACCACGAGCAGGUCUGUAUCAUCUCAAUUUUUCCUCUUCAGAUUCAUAUUAGAGGUGGUUACUCCAUUUGUCUCCCUUUCUAUUCUGUCCAAACCUGAUGCAAUUAGAUGUUGGGUCAUAGCUUGA
This is a messenger RNA of Linum trigynum, 438 nucleotides long. The record is from the annotation of a GenBank genome assembly. NCBI's taxonomy places the organism in Eukaryota, Viridiplantae, Streptophyta, Magnoliopsida, Malpighiales, Linaceae.